Molecule: messenger RNA, 4137 nt
Organism: Cercocebus atys (sooty mangabey)
Lineage: Eukaryota; Metazoa; Chordata; Mammalia; Primates; Cercopithecidae
Gene: RNF207
Product: ring finger protein 207
Exons: 18
Coding region: 658-2562 (634 amino acids)
Biological process (GO): regulation of cardiac muscle contraction; regulation of heart looping
Cellular component (GO): perinuclear region of cytoplasm
Molecular function (GO): transmembrane transporter binding; Hsp70 protein binding; zinc ion binding
Source: RefSeq, a predicted model, not a curated record
CCACGUUGGCCAGGCUGGUCUCGAUCUCCUGACCUUAAGCGAUCUGUCCGCCUCAGCCUCCCACAGUGCCGGAAUUACAGACGCAAGCCACCGCGUCCGCCCUACACCCUUGAAGACCCCGCAGCCAAGGUCCUCUGGCCCUGCUCUGCGCGGCGCUCUGGUCUUGGGGCUCGGGACUCUUGUUAUCCCGGGCAGGGGCCAGUCCGACCCUUUCACCCUUGCCUGGCACCGUCCCUGGAGCCUUGGCGUCCUAGCUUCUCCUCCCCGCGGGCUGGGGAUGGAGUAGCCGGGCCGGAACCAGAGCGCAAAGCAGAUGGCGAGCGCAGAGGUCGGUUCGGCCCCGCCGCGCCGUAAGGCAGCAGCCACCCUGGGGAAGGUGGAUGCCGGAAGGGGCGUCUCCUGCGGGUCACCCAGAGGACGGCCGGCGGGGAAUUCCGAGGGUGGGAGUGAGGAGAGGUAGGAGAGGCCAGGGCAGAGCGAGGCCCCGCGUAGGAUAGGAACCAUCGCCCGGUGCGAGCCUGACCUACCAGGGCCGGCAACUCCUCGGCAGAGCGACAGCGCGGGGUCUCAGAGCGCGGCUCGGAGCCGCACUAGGAGCGCUGGACCGUGGGGGAGAAGCUCGGAGGGCGGGUAGCUCCCAGUAAAGCGGCCUAGCGGAUGUCGGGAGCUAUCUUCGGGCCCCUAGAGGGCCCGAGCUCCCUGGACGCCCCGAGCGUCCACCCGCUGGUGUGCCCGCUGUGCCACGUGCAGUACAAGCGCCCGUGUCUUCUGGACUGCUUCCACGACUUCUGCGCCGGCUGCCUGCGUGGCCGCGCGACUGAAGGCCGCCUCACCUGCCCGUUGUGCCAACACCAGACGGUGGUGAAGGGUCCUAGCGGGCUCCCACCGGUGGACCGGCUGCUGCAGUUCCUGGUGGACAGCUCGGGGGAUGGCGUGGAGGCGGUGCGCUGUGCCAACUGUGACCUGGAGUGCAGCGAGCAGGACGUGGAGACCACGUACUUCUGCAACACGUGCGGACAGCCCCUGUGCGCGCGCUGCCGCGAUGAGACUCACCGAGCACGCAUGUUCGCGCGCCACGACAUCGUGGCCCUGGGUCAGCGAAGCCGCGACGUGCCCCAGAAGUGCACGCUGCACGCAGAGCCCUACCUCCUGUUCUCCACCGACAAGAAGUUGCUGUUGUGCAUCCGUUGCUUCCGCGACAUGCAGGGGGAGAGCCGGGCGCACUGCGUGGACCUGGAGUCGGCUUACGUGCAGGGUUGUGAGCGGCUGGAGCAGGCGGUGCUGGCCGUGAAGGCCCUGCAGACGGCCACGCGGGAGGCCAUCGCGCUGCUGCAGGCGAUGGUGGAGGAGGUGCGGCACAGCGCUGCGGAGGAGGAGAACGCUAUCCACGCCCUCUUCGGCAGCAUGCAGGAGAGGCUGGCAGAGAGGAAAGUGGUGCUGCUGCAGGCUGUGCAGAGCCAAUACGAAGAGAAGGACAAGGCCUUCAAGGAGCAGCUCUCUCACUUGGCCACCUUGCUGCCCACCCUGCAGGUCCACCUGGUCAUCUGUUCCUCCUUCCUCAGCUUGGCCACCAAGGCUGAGUUCCUGGACCUGGGCUAUGAGCUGAUGGAGAGGCUGCAGGGCAUCGUCACGCGGCCGUACCGCCUAAGGCCUGUGCGGAGCAGCAAGAUUGCCAGUGACCACCGAGCCGAGUUCGCGCGCUGCCUGGAGCCGCUGCUGCUGCUGGGGCCACGUCGGGUGACAGCUACUGCAAGUGGUGCUAACAUGCUGGCAGGGGGCUUAGGCCCCAAGGUGCUGACGGGGCCCCGCUGCCCCUCCCCAGUAGGAAAGAUGUCCGGGUCACCCGUCCAAAAGCCUACGCUGCACCGGUCCAUCAGCACCAAGGUGUUGCUGGCAGAGGGCAAGAACACGCCUUUCACAGAGCACUGCCGCCACUAUGAGGACACCUACAGGCAUCUGCAGGCGGAGAUGCAGGGCCUAAAGGACCAGGUACAGGAGCUGCACCGAGACCUCACCAAGCACCACUCACUCAUCAAGGCGGAGAUCAUGGGAGACGUCCUGAGCAAGUCCCUGCAACUGGACGUGCAGAUCGCCUCGGAGCACACCUCCUUAGAGGGCAUGAGGGUCGUCUUCCAGGAGAUUUGGGAGGAAUCCUAUCAGCAAGUGGCUAAUGAGCAGGAGAUUUAUGAAGCCCAGCUCCAUGACCUUCUCCAGCUGAGGCAGGAGAAUGCCUACCUGACCACCAUCACCAAGCAGAUCACGCCCUACGUCCGCUCCAUUGCCAAGGUGAAGGAGCGGCUGGAGCCCAGGUUUCAGGCACCCGUGGAUGAGCAGUCAGAGAGUCUACAGAACACGCACGACGACAGCAGGAACAGCGUGGCCUCAGCCAGGAAUAACCCAGGAAGUGUCCCGGAAAAGAGAGAGAAGACGUCAGAGCCUAAAGGAAACAGCUGGGCUCCGAACGGCCUCUCGGAAGAGCCUCUACUCAAAAAUAAGGAUCAUCACAGAUCCAAACAGAAAAACAGGGGUGACAUCCCCACAUGGAGGGAACACCUGACUUAGCACAUGGGACAGGUCUCCAGGGUCAGGCUUUUAGAGCAGGCACAAGACUGGGACACUGGAGAGAAGGUUGUUCCCAUUGUUUUUAAAAUUUUUAUUUUGAGACGGAGUUUCGCUCUUUGUUGCCCAGGCUGGAGUGUAGUGGUGCAAUCUCGGCUCCCUGCAACCUCUGUCUCCUGGGUUCAAGCGAUUCUCCUGCCACAGCCUCGCGAGUAGCUGGGAUUACAGGUGCCUGCCACCAUGCCCCGCUAAUUUUUUGUAUUUUUAGUAGAGAUGGGGUUUCACCAUGUUGGCCAAGCUGGUCUCGAACUCCAGACCUCAGGUGAUCCACCUGUCUCGGCCUCCCAAAGUGCUGGGAUUACAGGGGUGAGCCACCAUACCCGGCUGGUUAUUUCUUUAAAAGGUAAUCAUUUGUCAAUAAUAAAACCCAGAGACUCUGACAGGCCGUAAUUUCAGGUUCUUUGGCUUGGGCAGUUUUGCUUUUCCCCAUGUUUGCAAGGCACGAAGUCUUCAUCCUUGUCACAGUAGCUUGGGAUGACUCCCAGUCCACAUGGAAAAUAUCAGGGAGUGGCCAUCCAGCAAGAAAUCCCUCGCUUGUUCCACACCUACGCACCGAGCAUCUGUGUGUUAGACCCUGUGCUGGGCAGUGUAGUCCGUCGGGGUGUGCCGGUUUGAGUGUUGGGUUACAAGACUCCACCGCCGAGUAGCACCUGCCCUAUCGCAAAGGAAUCCAGUUCCUCCGGAAUUACAGUCCCACUGUUAACCUGGUGCUACUGGAAAGUUCCACCCGGUAAUCUGAGCAGUGACUCACGGAAGGAUGAGGAACCUUUGCUCCAGCUUCUCUCCCUUUCCAGCAAGGGCAGAGCUCCUAAAGCCAGGGGUUAGCACCUGGCCAGCUUACGUAGCAGAUGGUCUCAGUUACUUCACUGCUUUCCCAAACUCCUGCAGCUCUCCUGCGUCCACCUUCCGUUGAUAGCAAAGCACUGCGUAAGAACAACCUUUUUUCUAGUAGUUUUUUCCAAGCAGUUUUCCAUUUCUCCACAGUACCCUUUCCAUUUAGAGGAGCUUAAUAACUGCUUGUUAAAAAUUAACCCAUGUGACCUAAACUUUUAAAAGUUUUUGUGGCAAAACGAUGCCCAGAUAGUCACAUUUAAGCAAAUAUCCAGCUUGAUUCAGUGAUUAACAGUAAAUGGGUCUACAUGCUAACAUAGCAGCACAUUCAACACAUAACACAUCACUCACAUCAACGUCCACUGCCCCUGCACCUGCUACUUCAGGGCACUGAGGCUCCCGUUCCAAGGCCUUACAAACCUAUGUGGUGGCCUGUAGGGCAAAAGGAAUUAUCAUUACAACUGGUUAGAGGUAGGAAUUCAGAAAGAAAUUGAGGAGGCAAAACACAUGUGGUUUGAGGCUGAAGGCUUAAGACACCUCUUACCCAAGAGUGACCUCAGAGUUUCACAUCCCACACAAUCACACUGUGGUUGAGUGAAAUCAAGUGCGGUUUUAUUUAAGAACUCGAAAGAAUCAUCAGUAUCUGUGAAAGAAAAUCCAAUUUAGAAUAUUUAAAUAAACAUUUCU